Cylas formicarius (sweet potato weevil) is the source of this 1127-nucleotide messenger RNA. RefSeq names its product regucalcin-like. Gene Ontology annotation, molecular function: gluconolactonase activity; calcium ion binding. Gene Ontology annotation, biological process: L-ascorbic acid biosynthetic process. NCBI's taxonomy places the organism in Eukaryota, Metazoa, Arthropoda, Insecta, Coleoptera, Brentidae. The transcript is spliced from 5 exons. The record is from RefSeq and is a predicted model, not a curated record. Bases 61 to 1062 code for a protein of 333 amino acids.
UAAUGGUCGGGCAUAUAAAGCGCAAGGCUACCUGGUAGUUUACACUGUGGAUCAUCAACAAUGGAAAAAUGUUGCCUCCUGGUAGUCACGCUCCUGAUAGCAUAUUGCACCCAAGGUGCGUUGUCUUUCGUCAUCCGGCAACUUACUGAGCCGGUGGAAUUUGCCGAAGGUGUGUUCUGGGACGCGGAAAAGUCCGCCCUGUUCUACGUGGACGCCGACACCGGUACAGUCUACCGUCGCAAUUGGGGAGCCAAGAAAAGUACGUCCACCAAAAUCCCGAAGCAAUCAAUUUAUUCUGUCAUCCCGAUCAAGGGCUCGAGAGAUGAGUUUAUAGUCACCGCUUACCAUGAUGUGGUAAAGCUUACCUGGGACGGAAGACAAGAUACCGGUACCGUCAAGGAUUUGGAGAAGGUAGGAAGCUUCGGAAGUGUAUACGAACUGAACGAUGCCAAAGCGGACAGUGCCGGAAGGGUGUGGGUUGGAACUUACCAGCUGGAAAGCAGCGGCAGGUAUGGUUUCAAGCAAGGCGGUGGAGGCUUAUUCUCCCUGACGAUCACCAAUAACGAUAAAGUGAUAAUAGAAGAGAAAAUUUCCAAUUUGACGUUUCCCAAUGGUGUGACCUGGUCCAAUGACGAUAAAUAUUUCUACUACACCGAUUCUACCACCGGAACGAUAGAACGACGAGACUUUGACGUCGCAACUGGUACUUUGGGCGAAAGCAAAAUCGCUUUCGACUUGGCAGAAUACCCCGAAUACCAUGGGAUACCCAAUGGGAUCACUGUAAACGAGGAUGGUGAUCUAGAUGUGGCGAUUUACAACGCCAGCGUUGUUGUGCAAGUCGAUAAAGACACCGGAAAGAUAACCGCCAAGGCCCACUACGUGGUCCCCCAAUUAACCUCGGUAGCAUGGGGAGGGCCCAGACACGAUAACUUCUUCGUGGGGUCUAUGAAGCUUUCAGAAGAUGAGGAGUACGUAGAAAAGUAUCCGAUCGCUGGGACUGUUUUCAUCGUCAGCGAUACAAAUAAAACAGGACGUCCUUCCAUGAAGGUAGUCGUUAGAUAGAAGAAGAAGUUUAAUACGUUUGUGGUCUGGGAUGAGAUACUUGUAGGUUUUUGAGGCAAAUAAAA